AUGCCUUUCAUCCCUAGCUUCUUUGGUGGUAAACAAAGCAAUAUCAUCGAUCCUUUCUCUCUCGACAUGUGGGACCCUUUUAAGGGGUUUCCUUUCUCCGCCACUCUCGCCAACGUCACGUCCUUUAGUGGUGAAGAGAGUGUCAUAGCCAACACUCGAGUGGACUGGAAGGAGACGUCGCAGGCCCACGUGUUUAACAUGGACCUUCUCGGGUUGAAGAAGGAGGAAGUGAAGGUGGAAGAUAGGAAGGUGUUGCAGAUUAGUGGAGAGAGAAGCAAGGAGAAGGAAGAGAAAAAUCAUAGGUGGCACUGUGUUGAACGAAGAACUGUAUAG
Messenger RNA from Sphenostylis stenocarpa, 333 nucleotides. The record is from the annotation of a GenBank genome assembly. Lineage: Eukaryota; Viridiplantae; Streptophyta; Magnoliopsida; Fabales; Fabaceae.